Molecule: messenger RNA, 552 nt
Organism: Brassica oleracea var. oleracea
Lineage: Eukaryota; Viridiplantae; Streptophyta; Magnoliopsida; Brassicales; Brassicaceae
Product: F-box protein At2g35280-like
Exons: 2
Coding region: 1-552 (183 amino acids)
Source: RefSeq, a predicted model, not a curated record
AUGCCUGAAGACAUGCAUCUUUUAAUUGUUUCGAAAGUAAGCUCCACCUCCCCCAUCGACUACUUCAAUACAAUCAUCACCUGCAAAAGCCUCGGCUUCAGUUCUGAGAACUUCUCUGUUGCCAACGAUCUCAACCUCUCGCGUUUGGUAAAGAAGCCUGCUCUAGCUAACAAGUACAAAACGUUGGUGGAAACCUGCAUCAAAGCCAACAAUGUUGAUGCUCACUUUGUUAAAGGUAUGCUUGAAUACUUCCAAUCUCAAAAUCAGAUCCUAGGUCAACAUCACAUCCACACAGCCUCAGAGGGUGGUCACCUCCAAGGAAGGUAUGUUUAUGGGGUUCUUCUGAUGGCCAUCGGCCAGACUGAGAAAGGGGUUAAAAUAAUCAACAAAAGCAAGGAUAUCUAUGUGAGCUCAAUUCUUAAGAUGUGGCCAGAUCUGAACUGCCAUUCUCAAGAGGAAGUGGACAACACAGUCUGCGCCAACUGUUUCCACUUCUUUUUGCUGACCAAGUUCUACAAGAUGAUGCUGGGUUUCAAUGAUCUCCAGGAUUAA